Messenger RNA from Xylaria bambusicola, 2493 nucleotides. RefSeq lists its product as uncharacterized. NCBI's taxonomy places the organism in Eukaryota, Fungi, Ascomycota, Sordariomycetes, Xylariales, Xylariaceae. The record is from RefSeq and is a predicted model, not a curated record. The transcript is spliced from 2 exons. Bases 1 to 2493 code for a protein of 830 amino acids.
AUGGUGUUUUCAGCCCUGUCGAGUACUUACCAGCUGUACAAGCAGGACACGGACUCUGUGGCAGCAUGGCUUGCCUCCACGGCCAAGUCUCUGGGGUACUCUACUGAUCUAUCUACCAGCAGUACAACUGCCGGUACCGGUCGCCUCAAGGGAAAGGCACGCGCUUCAGCUAAGAAGGGGGCGGCUUCUCCUAAGCCGUCGACUGGGGCUGCAGCCCCGAGGCAUGUCAUCAAUCUGAACGAAUUUGUCCCACUGGCCGAACAUAUUGCGGCGAAGGCCACCUCUGUGCCAGACACUGUAAGGACAACCAUUGACCGUGUCAUCGCUGUUCGUUCUGGUUUUGGUGCCAAGCUCGAAAAGCAUGGCAAGGUUCUUAGUGAGGUCUCAGAUGCAAAGCACCAAUACUUCAUCGGAGUGCUAGAGAAAGUACGCCAGGUACUAAUGCCUCUGAUGCUGGUCUCUGAUAUGCCCCAGGACAAGCCAACCGAUGAGAAGCUAAGCAAUCGAUUCGCCGGCCUUGCUGUCUACGAACCUUCACAAGAGUUCUUGGGCGCCCCCGCGGUAGAGAGACCCGCCAAGACUGGAGGUGAUACCGUUGUAUAUGAGGCCGAAAUCGAGACAUCCUUCGGACAUGCCAUCUUUGCUCUCGCCAGCGUCAUCAAUGACAUGAACCGUGUUCGAGCCCACGUACGGUGGAUAUGGUCUAAUUACAGAAUUGGCAUCUUCGAGCUUGCUGCAGCCGCUAUCGCCACCAAUACUGCUAUCGACCUUGUCAGGAACAUGAUGGAAGAUAUUCUCCCUUUGCUGAAUCGCAACGGGGGUCUAGCUACUAUGCUCUGCCAGCUCUAUGAUCUCCAAUGCUUGAUGAAAGGUUGGGCGAUUGACAACGUUUUCGCAGAAGGCCAAGACAAUUUCAAUUAUGAUACAUAUGACAUUGGAUAUGAGACAUACUUAACAACCUACCGAUUGCUUGAGUCAUUCAUCGAUUUGGCCCAACCCAAAGAUCUUCCCCUUUCCAAGAAGGACAUGUUUGGAUUCUACAAUACAGCGAGUCAUCGUUCACGCAAGACAGGAUUGCAGAAGUUCGAAGAUGACCGAGCACUACUUCUGGUCUUCUUCACUGAGCUCAUGACUAUUAUUAGAUGUGUCAAGAGUUGGCCCGUCAAGGAUGAGUUCCUGCGCGGUAUUGAAGAGCUAGAUAAAACAAGACAAGUCCCCUUUUAUGCCGUCUUCGCUGCCCAGGUCUUUCUCGAUAUCACCUAUGAGCUGGAAGAGGACAUUCAGAGACCUUUCAAUACGAUGGACAAACACCUCUCGGCCAUAGAUAACGACAUUACAGUACAUUUUGAGUUCCACGCAAAGGAAAAUAUUAACGACAUGUUAAUCCGAGAGGUCCAGCAGGCCGUCAAGUGGAUUGGUAAAGAUCCAUUACGUGAAGUGCGGGCCGAAAUGUGUAGAAGAGGAGGCGUUUCAAUGCCCAACAGCGAAAGCCAUCGCCUCUUCCGCAUGUCACCGGUCAUGAGUGGUCUAAUUCUCUAUUAUUUUCGGUCCUUGCACCGCGCGAUCGGCCUCGGUGUUGCUAAUGCUUUGGGGUCAAUUCAGUGCUGCCAACAUCUUUACAACGCACUGCGUUAUGAGGAGCUGUUGAACUAUAUAUGGCAAGACAUGGAGGUCAUCACCGCAAAUCUAGGCAAGGAUAGCUUCUACGUCGGUGGUGAGGUACCAAAGGACCCCCGGGCAUACUUCAGUAAAUUCUGUCUCCAAAUGGGAACCUCAGCAGCAGCUAUGACUAAUAAUAAACAACGCAAGAACACCCCCUUGUGGUCCAAGUCUGGAACACGUGGCUUGAAAGCUGCGUCGCCUGUUUUGUCCAUGUUUAGAGCACGCUACGUCCAAAACACCGGCCAGGUUGAUUUCACCCCCGAAUAUGUAAGCCAGAUUAUUGAACUCAGCCUAUUUGAGGCUAAGGGCACUAAAGAGGAGGGCCCAUUGACAAUGGGCCAAAUCAAGGAUCCCAAGAAGCUCAAGGAAAAGAAAAGGCUGAAACAUCUCGCCGAUGAAGGUAAAAGAAGGAGAGCUAAAACGGCGAUUGACAAUGGUAAUAUGCCCCUCGAACAACUCAUCGAACAUUUGGUCUUUGCUCUCGAUGCUGAGUCAAUUGAAUACGCGUUCCCUUACUUGACCAUGCACCGCGGGUGUUGGAGGCUUCUGCGAGCUGUCAAAGAUUCCUGCGACUCGUGCUUGAGACAGCUCUUUACCCCCGCGUACUUGGAGAACGAGAGUCAGCUUCCGUGGGUAGUUGGAUGGAUCCUCAUGGCAGCUAGAGGUUUGGAGGGUGGCGUAUCGGAUCGCCGACCACUGCAACUAGCGGCGGAAGCUGUGAAGUGUUUCUGUGAUGCUGGAACUUCCCGACUCAUUUAUGAACAAAUUUUAGGAAAACAGUUGGGAAUGCGGGUUGAAUUUGCCGAGGAAGAUGAGGAUAUUGAGCUCUAA